AUGUCGUAGUAAAUUCUUCAGGUAAAUAACUUUUGUAAUUAAUAUUCUUUACCUCAUGAAACUUUUUUAUAUGUAGCGAUCACUUUGGAAUGAUGUGAUCUUAUAGUGGCGUUGGUGGACCUCACAAAUCAACUUCAUUUCUCUUUCUAUUUUAAAUAUGUAAGAAGCUUGAAGGAGUAGUAUACACGGAAAUCAAGAAUAAAAGAUAGAAAAAAAGAUGGCAAGUUCAAGCUCUAAUGAAUAUGUUACAGUGGAAGUUGGAGAAGAAUACACAUACCCAUACCCAUCAAAUCUUUCUGCAGCCAGCUUUAUUAGCGUGAAACUGAGUGAUGGAACAUUCGUAAGACCUGCUGAAGCCAGUAGUAGUAGUAGUGUUUCUGGAAAGGAGAAAGUGGGUGGUCAUCAGACUCACUGGCUGUGGACACGAUCAGAUGCCCUUGUGAAGGGUUGGAUUCUUGGCUCCCUCUCUAAAGAAACAUUUGGGUAUGUUCUGGAAGGUCUCACAGGAAAACUUCAUCAAGAAGAUUUCAGUGCAAAAGAUGUUUGGGAUGAACUGCAGAUACUAUAUGCUCCUCAUGCUUCUCCACAACUGCCUGUUGUUGAAGGUACAGAAGAAGAUCAAGAGAGAGCAUCUGAUCUUGUGAAAUUGAACAAUGAUAUUCAACAUGAAAUUUGGAGUUGGGUCGAACAUAUAUUGAAUGUGGGAAGGGUGACAGUGAUAGACAAAAUCACGAAUAAUGGAAACACCGCGCUCCAUGUAGCAGUGGAUGGAAGCACGCUACUUCAUGUCGCUGCUAUUAUUGGCAACACUGAAGCUGCUGACAUCUUGAUGGCAAGGUACCCUGAUUUGUUGUUGACGGAGGACAACGAGGGUCAGACACCACUAGCCUUGGCUCUUUCUAAUAUGCAUAAGGAGACAGCCCGACAUCUUUUGGAGCACAUCAAUUCUGAUACACAGAAGGAUGCUCUGUUUUCUGGCACAACUGGUGAUGACCUUCUAGUUACUCUUAUUUCCUCUAAAGAUUUCUGCUUUGCACAAGAUCUGUUGGGUCAUUACAAAACAUUGCAUACUGAUGCUGUACUGAUGGCUAUAGCUAAAAAUUUCCCAAGCAAAGUCAACCUAUAUGAAAUAUAUGAAGGAUAUAGUGCCCCCAGUUGCACAACCUGUUGCGAUGCAUUAGCUGACAUAUGUGCUCCAUGGAUUUUAAGUUAUAUAAUCGUCCCUUUGCUUUUGGCGAUUCUCGUCAUCCCUGUGUUUUUCGUGUUUAUGCUUGGGAUGUUAGUGUGGGUAUUCAUUAAAGAGAGAGUUGAAACUCAUGAAGGUGCUGUGAACCUGUUGUUGGGUGUAUCUAGUUUGAUAAAGGAAAAUAAACACCCCAGCUCUUACCAUCACUAUUACACAAAUCCAAUUCUUGAAGCCACAAGACAAAAUGCAUACGAGUUUAUACAAAUAAUUAUUUGGAACUUCCCAAAUGCAAUUUUGAGUGCCACCGAAGAUGGUCACAACAUUAUCCAGUAUGCUGUAUUAAAUCGCUCAGAAAAUGUUUACAACCUCCUUUAUCAAAUGAGCGAGCAUCGGAAUAUAUAUCGAACAAUCAGAGACUCUCAUGGUAAUAACCUGUUGCAUCUAGCUGCAAGAUUGGCACCUAACAACAAACUGAAUCUUAUAUCGGGGGCAGCUUUACAGAUACAAAGAGAACUGCAAUGGUUUAAGGAAGUGGAAAGAUUCAUUUGUCCUUUAAGCAUCACACAAAAGAACUCUUUCAACGAAACACCACAAACUGUAUUUACUAGAGAACACAAGGACUUGGUGGUUGAGGGAGAAAAAUGGAUGAAGUCCACUGCAGAGUCCUACACAAUCACCGCUGCAUUAAUCAUCACUAUUGUAUUUGCAGCGGCUAUUACAGUGCCAGGAGGAAGCGAUCAGAGCAACGGGAUACCCAUUUUUACUAAUCGCACCGCCUUCACAGUAUUUGCAAUAUCAGAUGCCAUAUCAUUAUUCUCAGCCGUUACUUCAUUGUUGAUGUUUUUGUCAAUCCUCACUGCGCGUUUUGCUGAACAAGACUUUCUCUACAAGUUGCCUAGAAAGUUGAUAAUUGGUUUGUCCACAUUGUUCAUCUCAACUACAGCCAUGAUAGUAGCUUUUGCUGCAACGUUAUACCUUGUAUUUGGCCAAAGCAACUCAAGGAUUCUUAUUCCAAUAGCUGUCUUGACAUGCCUGCCAAUUACAUCUUUUGUGACCCUCCAGUUCCCUCUCGUCCUAGAUUUGAUGAGUGCUACAUAUGGUCCUAGUAUUUUCGCCCUCCUUCACGGUUUCAAUCUAUACCAACUCAUUGAUGGAACCCAUCUCCUUUCACAACCAAUCACAGCUGCCGACGGAACAGUUACACCUCAUGCCGACUACCCUAAGUGGUUCCAUCAAGACAAAAUACUUUUUGGAGCACUUGUUGGCAGCUUAUCUCCCCAAAUUGUCCCUCUUGUGACAAAUGCUUCGUCAUCUCGAGAAGCAUGGCAAACCCUAAUCGGAACUUAUGCUUCCACUUCACAAGUUGAUGAGCUAGCAAUCCUAGGCAAGAAACUUGAUCAACAAGAUAUGAUUGACGUUGUUAUAAAUGGGCUAGAUCAAUCCACAUAUAAACCCAUUCUAGACGAUGUUCACGCAACAGACUCACCCAUUUCUUUGAAUGAGUUGCAUGAGAAACUCAUCAAUCAUGAAUUAACUCUUGCACAACAAAUCUCUUCACCAAAUCUCCACCAACUUGUCAUAACUUUCUAUGCAAAUCAUCAACCACACCGCAAAUCAUGGCCUACUCGCCAAGGCAAACCCUAA
Messenger RNA from Lactuca saligna, 2830 nucleotides. NCBI's taxonomy places the organism in Eukaryota, Viridiplantae, Streptophyta, Magnoliopsida, Asterales, Asteraceae. The record is from the annotation of a GenBank genome assembly.